UCGCGUUUGCGUGUAACUUUCCGAUCCACCUUGGACCUCGUCCAAAAAAUCAGAACCAGAACCAGAAUCGGGGCCACCAACGCAGUUCUCCCCCUCAACCUCACACAAGCCUCCCCGUCCAAUACACCUCGCACAAGGCUUUCUCUCAGAACACUUUACCUUGGCAGCUUUGCACGCCUUACACGCCGAUCUAACCCUCUCGCCCCCAUCAACCUCCCUCGACAACUCAUCAGCCCCGUUCCUCUCCCCUUCCACAACAAUCAACGCCGUCUCAGACUCAGACCGACUACCACCGCCAUCAUGAGCGUUUGUCUCAUGCCUCCUCAAAACAUCCAAUCUGCCAAACCCCUUCCCGCAGACCCUACACGUAUACGGCCUCUGCUUAGUAUGCACAGAUCUGACAUGGCGCGCAAGAUGCUCCGUACGAUGAUAGCGGCGUCGACAUCUGGAACACUGGUAGAGAGCCUGUUCCUCACCCCCUACUUCCCUGCCAGUUAUCAUCGUUUAUCUUUUUCGAAAUCGGCAAGGAAAAUGGUCCAGUCUAGUUGGGAUAUAGACUCCUGUCGUUGGCUGAUUGACGGAGUACAAGGUUCGCAAACGUGA
Messenger RNA from Colletotrichum abscissum, 603 nucleotides. RefSeq lists its product as uncharacterized. The record is from RefSeq and is a predicted model, not a curated record. NCBI's taxonomy places the organism in Eukaryota, Fungi, Ascomycota, Sordariomycetes, Glomerellales, Glomerellaceae. The annotation marks the transcript as partial. The transcript has a single exon.